CUCUUGAAUCAGUAAAAAAAAGAGUCGUUCGUGAACUGCACAUCUCUACUGAAUAGCCAAGCAGCUUCCUCGGCUAGAGAAGGGAUCCGCACUGUAUUGUCACGGUUGGUUGGCACGCAAUCCUCUGUCUUCCAGAAAUGUGAUCGCUUUUUAACUCGAUUUGCCAUAUGAAAAUGUUAGGGAGUCGCCGACAUCACCGUCUGAAGCGACGACAUCGUUGACGAAAAGCACAACAACGCCGGGUUGAGUAGUAGUAUGCUGGACGUGGGGAAGUGGCCAGUGUUUGCUCUCCUGCCUCCAGAGGAACUGCGUCUGAUACGACAGGCCUGUGUGUUCGGCAGCGCUGCCAACGAAGCCCUCUAUGUCACCGUCAACGAUGAGGUGUUUGCCCUGGGCACCAACUGUAGUGGCUGUCUGGGUCUGGGGGACCUGCAGAGUACCAUAGAGCCCCGCAGGAUCGACGUCCUAUGUGGGAAGAAAAUAGUCUCUCUGAGCUACGGGACAGGACCACAUGUAGUCAUCGCUACUGCCGACGGAGAGGUGUUUGCCUGGGGACACAACGGCUACAGCCAGCUGGGAAAUGGGACCACCAACCAUGGCUUGACCCCAGCCCAGGUCUCCACUAACCUGCUCAACAAGAGGGUGACGGAGGUGGCCUGUGGCUCUCACCACACCAUCGCCCUCACUACCGACGGAGAGGUGUUUGCAUGGGGCUACAACAACUCUGGCCAGGUGGGGUCAGGGUCGACGGCCAACCAGCCCACGCCGCGUCGGGUCAGCAGCUGCCUGCAGAACAAAGUGGUGGUUAAUAUCGCCUGCGGUCAGCUCUGUUCCAUGGCUGUGCUGGACAAUGGAGAGACCUAUGGUUGGGGCUAUAACUGCAACGGGCAGCUUGGUCUGGGCAACAAUGGGAACCAGCAGACCCCGUGUAGGAUCGCAGCUCUACAGGGAGUCAACAUUAUACAGGUUGCUUGUGGCUACGCCCAUACGCUGGCGCUGACGGACGAGGGCUUUAUUUACGCUUGGGGGGCCAACUCUUAUGGCCAGCUGGGGACAGGCAAUAAGAGUAACCAGGCUGUCCCUACACUCAUCAACACAGACAAGGAGAGGAUGGUGGAGGUGGCAGCGUGCCACACCAGCCAUACGUCUGCAGCUAAGACUCAGAGCGGUCAGGUGCUGAUGUGGGGUCAGUGUAGGGGUCAAGCUGUAGCCUGCCCUCACCUCACUCACUUCGCCAGCACUGACGGUCUGUUCAUGGAUUAUCCAGUAUUAUCGCUGUUCGCCACACCCGCUGUCACAUGGCACCUCCUGGGUUUAGACGGUGAUGACUAUCUGACGGUGGCCCAGUCUCUGAAGAGGGAGUUUGACAGCCCGGACAUCUCAGAUCUCAAGUUCCUUGUGGAUGGAAAGUGUAUCCACGUACACAAAGCCCUCCUAAAGAUCAGGUGUGAACAUUUCCGUGUGUUGCUGAACGAGACAGACGAGGAGUCUAUUGAGAUUCACCAGUUCUCUUACCUGGUCUACAGGGCCUUCCUCGAAUACCUUUACACAGACACCAUCAACCUGCCUCCGGAGGACGCCAUAGGUCUCCUGGACUUAGCUACGUUCUACCGUGAGACGCGUCUGAAGAGACUGUGUCAGGAGACCAUCAAGAGAGGCAUCUCUGAGGAAAACGCGAUUACACUGCUCUCUGCUGCCGUCAAGUACGAGGCCAGGGACCUGGAAGAGUUCUGCUUCAAGUUCUGUGUCAACCACCUGACAGCCGUUACGCAGACGCAGGCCUUCGCCGACAUGGACCACGAGCUGCUGAAGGCCUUCAUCAGUAAAGCUAGCCGUUAUGGGGCCUUCAAAAACUGACUGGUUCGACAGCCCACUAGCUAAGACUCUGGGUUAAGAGACUGGGGAAUGGGGGAGGGGGAUGGGGGAG
Oncorhynchus nerka (sockeye salmon) is the source of this 1927-nucleotide messenger RNA. It is a transcript of the gene rcbtb2, whose product is annotated as regulator of chromosome condensation (RCC1) and BTB (POZ) domain containing protein 2. Lineage: Eukaryota; Metazoa; Chordata; Actinopteri; Salmoniformes; Salmonidae. Gene Ontology annotation, molecular function: protein binding. The record is from RefSeq and is a predicted model, not a curated record.